Molecule: messenger RNA, 2898 nt
Organism: Python bivittatus (Burmese python)
Lineage: Eukaryota; Metazoa; Chordata; Lepidosauria; Squamata; Pythonidae
Source: RefSeq, a predicted model, not a curated record
CUGGGAGUCCCUGGCAUUCUUCAGGGUAUAGUCCAUAUAACAACAGCAUCUACCUAUCCGGAUCCCAUCCUGUGGGCAGCUACCAAGGUGGAAGAGGCAUCCAGAUGCCCAGAACUGCUAGGCUGGAAGACAGUGACCAUCAUCCCUCAGAAGAUGGCAGUGAUUAUGUUGAACUGCUGCGGCAUGCUCAGGAAUGCAGUUCAUGGAUGCUAAUGCUUGCUCGGCGCAGUGCCCAGGCUCUUCUGGAUUAUGCAGUUACUGCUGACCCACGUAUGUUAUUGGCUGUUCAAAGACACCUAGCUGCUUCUCAGGAUGAGAAUGGAGAUACGCCUUUGCACUUAGCUAUUAUUCAUGAGCAGACAGCUGUGAUUGUGCAGCUGGUCCAAGUGGCUGUAAGCAUCCCUAAUCAACAGAUCAUCAACAUCACCAAUCACCUGCAGCAGACACCAUUACACCUGGCUGUGAUCACUCAUCAGCCCAGGGUGGCUGGUUUCUUACUUCAGGCUGGAGCAGACCCAACUUUGCUGGAUCGCUAUGGCAACUCAGUUGUGCAUUUGGCUGUGCAUUUGGAUGACGAAGAGAUGUUGAAGACUCUCCUCUGCCACUUGGGUUCCCAGACUCACUCUCUUCUUGAGAUACCUAACUAUUUUGGCCUUUUCCCUGUGCAUCUUGCUGUGAAGUGCACAAAACCAGCCUGUCUUGAGUUGCUGGUUGAGAAAGGAGCGAAUGUGAAUGCAGCAGAACGGCAGAGUGGACGGACACCUUUACAUCUAGCUGUUGAAAUGGAUAACAUUAACAUGGCUAUAUGUUUGAUGAAGAAGCUGGGGGCUGAUGUGAAUGCUCAGACAUCUGCUGGAAAUACACCCCUUCACUUGGCAGCAGGAUUGGGUUCUCCAAUUCUUACAAAGAUGCUAAUCAGUGCAGGAGCAGAUGUUCUAUGUGAAAAUGAUGAGCCUAUCUUAGCCCCCUCAUCCCAACCAAGCAGUGAUGUUGAGCUGGAGGAAGAGGAAAGGGUCACAGAACUGGGAGAGACUUGUGAUGAACUGACUGAGCAAGGCCUGGAUUGUAUUGCUGAAUUGGAGAACGAGCAGUCCAAUGCACAGGAAACAUAUCAGGGCCGGGGACAUACCGCAUUUGAUUUGACCUGUAGCCAGAAGGUAAGAGAGAUACUACUACAAGCUUCAAAACAAGGUGUUGGAAGGAAGCAGGCUGGUACCUCUUCUGUGUCUAGGCAAGGAAGCAUCCUAUUUCUGAGUAAUGAUGUUCUUCAGAGUCUAGAGAAGCUCUUGAACCAGGGCUGCCAAGGGGCAAAUUGGGCAGAAUUGGCCAAGAAAUUAGGUCUCUGCAGCUUAGUGGAGACGUACAAAGACACAGUUUCCCCCAGCAGAAGACUCCUACUCAGCUAUGAGAUUGCUGGUGGUAGUCUUGAAGGUCUGUUGGAAGCACUUGACUCUAUGGGACUGACAGAGGGCGUGAGGUUACUACAGAGACCAGAGACUUUUGACAAGCUACAAAGUGCAGAGCUGAAGGAAGACAGUGCUUAUGGCAGUCAGUCAGUGGAAGAGGAGCCAGCAGCUCUACUUGGGAAGUUGCAACCUGCCCCAUUGCUGGAACCACCUUCUUCCUUGCCUCACAACCAGCAGGAGCAAGUGCACUGAUACUAGACAAGCAUCAGGAGAAAAUGACUUGGUUGCUUGUGGCAUGUGCCUCUCAGGGUCCAGGAUACUGUCAUCAGCAGAGAAUUGUUGUACAGUGUGGGUCACUCUCAUUUUUCAUCGCCAGUUUGCUGCCUAUAUUGGCCAAGGCCCCAUAAAUGUAGAGAAAUGUGGUUUCUCUUAUUUCAAUACCUUUUAUCAAGCUCUGGCCCAGGCCUGCUCACAUUCUGGAAUUUUUAACUCCCUUCACCUUAUGGUGAGGACUUUCUUGACAGUGGAAGCUGCCUGAUGAAAAAAAUUGGAUUUCAAUAAUCCAUGCAGAUUGGAAUAUUACAAAUUAAUUUGAACAUUCUUUGAAAUACAGCUUUAAUAACUAUCAGCACAAACAUUACUGUUCAUUGGAAUGCUUUUAUCAGUAAUCAGCUUCCACAGACCGCACACCCCCACCCAACAUUUUGGUCCCAGAUAACUGCUUUCUUCUACAUUCCCUCUUCAAUGAAGCUUUCUAUUGCAAAGUGCAUUUGAUGAGGAGAUUUUUAACUCAAUUUACUCUUUAUUGGUGAUGUAGGCUGCCCUGAGUUGUGUGCCAAGUAAGGUGGCUAUAUUCAUUGAUUACAUAAAAUAAACCUGUAUGCAUACCAUUCCAGUGAUGCCACUUCCCCCAAUAAGAAAGACUAACAGUCUUUGCUAAUAGUAGCUCAGAGUUCGAAAUAAUUAUUUUCAAUUUCUUCUGGCAUAUAAAUCUUCUUUGUUCAGAAAAUUAUAAAUUUCAUGACUAGGAAAAAAUGCAAAAUUGCAUAGUAUCUCUUACUUUGUUGCUCACAGUGGUUCUCUUUAGCAGUGUUUUGAUUUGGGAAAGGAAAAGGUAGAGAGAGAGCAAGAUGUUGCAGCAAAAACAAAGCUCUGCCAGAAUGAAAUUUUUAACAUUUAAAAAGUUUCCCUAGUCAGAAGUAUGUGUUGGCAUAAUAAUUUCCCUAGUCAGAAGUGUGUGUUGGCAUAAUAAUGUAGGGCUGGCAAAACUUCCUCAUGUUUGAGUGCCUUUAAAAUUUGGUUGAAAUGAACAUAAGAUUGUAGGAUAGUGAAGGUAAUUGCCAGUUUCUUGUAUUAAUAACAUUCUAUGUGACUAAAAAUAAUUAACAUGUAAAGCCAGAUUACUUUUGUAAGAUGUAUGGAAAUAAUAAUUGUACAUUAUUUUGCAUGCAGAAUCAGAGAUGUGCUGUGCUGAAUAAAAAUUUUCUACCUC